This is a messenger RNA of Vigna angularis (adzuki bean), 990 nucleotides long. RefSeq lists its product as uncharacterized. Lineage: Eukaryota; Viridiplantae; Streptophyta; Magnoliopsida; Fabales; Fabaceae. The record is from RefSeq and is a predicted model, not a curated record. The transcript has a single exon. The coding region runs from base 1 to 990 and encodes 329 amino acids.
AUGGACAACCCAGAUCCCACCACUAAUCCCUCUAGCCCGUUUUAUCUUCAUCCUGGAGAAAAUCCAGGUAUUACUCUCAUUUCCCAGAUUCUUAAUGAGACUAACUACUCAUCCUGGAGCAGAAAUUUGAAAAGAGCAAUUCUCUCCAAAAACAAGAUCAAAUUCAUUGAUGGCAAUAUCAAAAAGCCACCAAGAACUGACCCUUUAUUUGAGGCUUGGGAGAGAUGUGAUACAAUGGUUUUGUCCUGGAUCAUCAAGACCCUUUCACCUCAGAUUGCAGAAAGUGUUAUCUAUGUUGAUAAUGCUAAAGAUUUGUGGGAAGAACUUAAAGAAAGAUUUUCUAAAGGAGACUACUUCAAGAUUUCAGAUUUACUACAAGAUAUUCAUUCUAUUAAGCAGGGAGAAAGGAAUGUCAGCCAAUAUUUUACUUACUUGAAGAUUCUUUGGGAAGAAUUAGAAUCUCUUAGACCCAUACCCUAUUGCACAUGCCAAAUCUCCUGUACUUGUGAUUUGUCUAGAGUUUCUCUAAAAUACAGAGAGGUUGAACACAUUAUUUGCUUCCUAAAAGGCUUAAAUGACACCUAUCAUACUCUUAGAACUCAAAUUCUUUUGAUGGAGCCCCUUCCCAACAUCAACAUGGUCUUUUCUCUCCUUAUGCAGCAAGAAAGACAAGAAAGACAACAUCUUGGAGUCAUUAGUCAGACUGAUUCUUUCAAAAUUUUGGCCAGCACUACUGUCAAACCCAAUUGGAAAUCCCAAGGUCGUGGCACUAGCUCACGUGGCCAAGGAAGAGGAAGAGGAAGAAAUCCCAAUGAUGGGAAACAAUGUUCCCAUUGUCACAAGAUGAAUCAUACGGUUGAUAAAUGUUACUCUAAACAUGGCUAUCCAUCAUGGUACAAGAAAAAUGACCACCAAAGCAGUCAGGAUAGGGGAGGCCAGAACGAAUGGAGUUAUGUUAAUGCUUGCAAAGAAGAUUCUACCUCUACCUAG